Molecule: messenger RNA, 1944 nt
Organism: Aspergillus nidulans FGSC A4
Lineage: Eukaryota; Fungi; Ascomycota; Eurotiomycetes; Eurotiales; Aspergillaceae
Exons: 2
Coding region: 1-1944 (647 amino acids)
Biological process (GO): regulation of transcription by RNA polymerase II; DNA-templated transcription; regulation of DNA-templated transcription
Cellular component (GO): nucleus
Molecular function (GO): DNA-binding transcription factor activity, RNA polymerase II-specific; zinc ion binding; DNA binding
Source: RefSeq, a predicted model, not a curated record
AUGAACGGCCUCUCGGACGAACCCACAGCCAAGUUUCGAAAGGUCCGCAAAGGGACACACAGCUGUCAGGAAUGUAGACGCCGAAAGGUGAAAUGUAUUUUCGCCUCGACAAAUGAUAGUACGUGCAUUGUCUGCCGCCGCCGGGGCACGAGAUGUGUCAGUCAGGGUGAACUGCUAAGAGAUGAGGUUGAUGAGAGACAGACACCUGGCAUGCCGCCAACGCCAGUGUCUGCUCACUCCGUUUCUGUUGCAGAGCCAUCUCUUCAUGGAAAGACAGCAAAAGCUCUUCUGGAUACUCUUCCCUGUCAAAAAGACAUCCAGAUCUUGCUUGGCAGAGUAUCCAGAUACUCCACACUUAGCUAUAGAUCCAACUUCAAAAGCUUAUCACCAGAGGAGCUCCUCAAGGAGCAAAUUCAAGUACCUACCUUGCUCCAUCCAGAAACGCAUCCUGUUUUACUGGGAAGGCAAAUGCUUCUGUUCGCAGCCGCAUUGCAGCACAUUUCGCCAAACGCUGAAAUCCCCGGUCUCAAUGAGGGCCAUCGCCUGAUAAUGGAAAGACUAGCCGAGUCGGCCAUCAGGAUGGUUACAUCGAACGACGAACUUUUGGGGACGUUGGAGGGGUUAGAGAACAUCAUUCUUGAAAGCUUUUAUCAUAUUGACAGCGGCAACAUCCGACGAGCGUGGAUCACAUUACGUCGUGCUGUUAUGGCGGCUCAUCUGAUGGGCCUGCACCAACCGGGCCACUAUCGGUUCAAGCUUAUCGACAACCGGAACAGUCUUGACCCUGCUGUUAUGUGGGUUUGCGUCGUCUCCAUGGAGCGGUUCCUAUCCCUGCUUCUGGGACUACCCACGAGCACUGCCGAUGCGAAAACCUCUACUCAGUGCGCAACGAAUGGCGAUUUGUCCGCGCUCGUAAUGCAUCUGACCUCUAGGAUCCUCCACCGGAACCAAUUGAAUUCAACUCUUCAGGCGGCUCGCGAUAUGACCAAAGAAAUCGAUCAAGAACUUAUUCAGAUGACCGAGAAAUUGCCGCCCUCGUUCUGGCGGCCACUCGCCCUGGCAGGUCUUGAAGUGGAAUCGGUUGAAGCGUUCUGGGAAAGUCGCCGGGCCAUGGAUCAUAUGUGCUACUACAUGUUAGUGAACCAGCUUCACCUUCCAUACAUUCUGUGCCAAAGUCACAAUCCGUACGUUCUAUACUCGAGACUCGCCUGCCUCAGUGCCAGCCGCGAGAUCUUGGCCAGGCAAAUUGCGGUUCGUACGUUUAACCCGGUCACUGCUUAUUCACGGAUUGGCGACUUUCUCGCUCUCACUGCAGGUAUGACAUUGAUGCUGGUGCACAUUGUUAGCCAUGGUCAUAAAGAGAUCGGCAAUAGCAGUUUGCUCAUCCACGAACGACUGAGCGAUCGGGCGGCUGUCGAGCAAGCUCUUGACUGCAUGAAGUCCAUGUUAGAACUGCAAGAAGAUGUACUUGCCGCCAAAUGCGCGGUUUUGCUCAGAGAACUAUUGGUUAUUGAGGCAGUAACUGCACAAGGACGACAUUCGUCCAGGGAGCACACUAUUGUGCGGCUCGCCGAGCUCUCCAUUCAAGUCCCAUAUCUUGGUGCGGUCCGUGUCUCCUCUCAAGGAAUUACGAUUACGCCGCACUCUAAAUUAGGGCAUCAUUCGGUUCCCAGUGAAGGCGCAAGCGUCACACUCGGCGGUCUUGGAUCAAUUCACGUUCAGAGCCCCACGAACCCUGCAAAUGCAGCCCCUCAAGUUGGCAACCCGAGUCUUGACACCAUGAGCGACAAUACGGCAUUGCAAUUACCGGUUCAGAUGCAGGAUCAGAUGUUUCCUGAUGCUGCAGCUGGCGUGGACAACUGGGUAUUCCAGGGCUUCGACACUGCUUAUUUUGAUACUCUCUUCCGCGGGCUUGGGGAACAACUGGACAGUGCGACGACAUGA